Molecule: messenger RNA, 4160 nt
Organism: Sorghum bicolor (sorghum)
Lineage: Eukaryota; Viridiplantae; Streptophyta; Magnoliopsida; Poales; Poaceae
Product: DExH-box ATP-dependent RNA helicase DExH15 chloroplastic
Exons: 16
Coding region: 85-3606 (1173 amino acids)
Biological process (GO): nuclear-transcribed mRNA catabolic process, 3'-5' exonucleolytic nonsense-mediated decay
Cellular component (GO): Ski complex
Molecular function (GO): nucleic acid binding; RNA helicase activity; ATP binding
Source: RefSeq, a predicted model, not a curated record
ACAAAAUCCGAAACUUUAUCUCGUCUCCUCUCCGCCUCUCCCCGCCUCUUCCACCCCGAACGCCGAAGCACCGCACCUCCCGCCAUGCACUGCAUCGCCCCCCGCCUGCUCCUCCUCCCACUCCCGACCGUCUCCCGCCACGCGCUAUCGCCAACCCAGACGCUACCUCUUCCUCUCCUCCUCCCCUCCCGCGCAGUCUGUAGGCUCCACCUCGCCUCCGCGCGCUCGCCGUCCCGCGCCGCCGCUUCGGUUUCCGAUGACGACGAGGAUGAGGAGGUUGACGUGGAUGACGACGACGACGAGAUAGGCAUCCGCGACGUAGACGAUGAAGACUACGACGAUUUCGAGGACGGGGAUGAGGGAGAUGAGGAGGCGGUGGACGAGGAGAGCGUUGGUGAGUACGAGGAAGAGGCGGAGCAGGACGAGGACGAGCGGGAGGAUACCGCAGCGCGGAGGCGGGAGUCGGAGGAGUAUAAGUCGCGGCGGGUGGUGAAGCUGGUCGCUGAGGUGCGGGAGUUCGGGGAGGACAUCAUCGACUACAACGAGCUCGCCGGGAUCUACGACUUCCCCAUCGACAAGUUUCAGCGCUUGGCUAUACAAGCAUUUUUAAGAGGUUCAUCUGUUGUAGUUUCUGCACCUACAAGUAGUGGGAAGACAUUAAUAGCAGAAGCUGCAGCAGUCGCAACAGUAGCUAGAGGAAGGCGUCUCUUCUACACAACACCAUUAAAGGCCUUGUCAAACCAGAAGUUCCGUGAUUUCCGGGAUACUUUUGGUGAUCAUAAUGUUGGCCUUCUUACAGGAGAUUCUGCUAUCAACAAAGAUGCUCAGAUCUUAAUUAUGACAACAGAGAUUUUACGUAACAUGCUGUACCAAAGUGUUGGCAUGACAGCUUCUGAAGGUAGAUUAUUUCAAGUUGAUGUCAUUGUUUUGGACGAAGUCCAUUAUUUGAGUGAUAUCUCACGUGGCACUGUUUGGGAAGAAACUGUCAUAUAUUGUCCAAAGGAAGUCCAGCUUAUAUGUCUGUCAGCUACUGUUGCAAAUCCUGAUGAAUUAGCUGGCUGGAUAAGUCAGAUUCAUGGUAAAACAGAGCUUGUAACAUCGAACAAACGUCCAGUUCCGCUUACUUGGCACUUCUCGAAGAAAUACUCAUUACAACCACUUCUUGAUGGAAAGGGGAAAAAAAUGAAUAGGAAACUGCGGAUGUCUAACUUUCAAAACUUAGCAUCUCCAAAGAGUGAGUUCUAUUAUGUCAAAGGAAAGAGGAGAUUUAGAACAAAUAAAAUUGAGCAAGGUAAUAGCAGCUCUUUUGACAUAUCAAAACAGGUUCAGUUAUCAAAGCAUGAACUCAGCAAUAUGCGCCGUUCCCAAGUUCCACUAAUACGUGACACUUUAUCACAACUAUGGGAAAAUGACAUGCUUCCAGCUAUUUGGUUUAUUUUUAGUAGAAGAGGGUGUGAUGCAGCUGUUGAGUACCUUGAGGAUUGCAGACUGUUACAUGACUGUGAGGCUAGUGAAGUUGAACUGGAACUUAGGAGGUUCAAGAUGCAAUAUCCUGAUGCUGUUCGAGAAAGCGCUGUGAAAGGACUCUUGCGAGGAGUUGCGGCCCAUCAUGCUGGUUGCUUGCCACUGUGGAAAUCAUUCAUUGAAGAAUUAUUUCAGCGUGGCCUUGUUAAAGUAGUUUUUGCGACGGAAACCCUUGCAGCUGGGAUUAAUAUGCCUGCUAGGACGGCUGUGAUUUCUUCUCUCAGUAAAAGAAUAGAUGCUGGGCGCCAGCUAUUAACCCCAAAUGAACUAUUUCAAAUGGCAGGUCGUGCUGGAAGGAGAGGGAUUGAUACAGUUGGGCAUACUGUUCUUGUUCAGACUCCAUAUGAAGGGCCUGAAGAGUGCUGUGACAUCAUCUUUGCUGGACUUGAGCCACUUGUCUCACAAUUCACUGCAUCAUAUGGGAUGGUUUUGAAUCUUCUUGCCGGUUCAAAAGUUACACAUAAUCAGAAAGAAUCGGAUGAUGUUAAUAAGGUGAAGCGCUCUGGAAGAACCUUAGAAGAAGCUCGAAAGCUCGUGGAGCAAAGCUUUGGGAAUUAUGUUGGGAGCAAUGUAAUGGUUGCUGCCAAAGAAGAGAUUGAAAGAAUACAGCAAGAAAUACAAUAUCUCUCUUCAGAAAUUACUGAUGAAUCUACUGACCGAAAAUGCAGGGAAGAAUUAUCAGAGGAAGACUAUGCUGAGAUUUCCCUUCUACAGAAGAGACUAAAGGAAGAGAAGCAGAUCAGAAAUGAGCUGAAAAAAAAGAUGGAACUGGAGAGAAUGGCUGCAUGGAAAAAUCGGUUAGAAGAGUUUGAAAAUGGCCAUCUUCCUUUCAUGUGCCUGCAAUACAAAGAUAAGGAUUCAAUUCAGCACACGAUCCCUGCUGUAUUUAUUGGAAACCUCAACUCAUUUGCUGAUCAAAAGAUCACGAACAUGGUGGAAGAUGAUUCACUUGUUUCCGGCAAGCAGAAACUUGAUAGUGGGGAACAACUCUAUUGCCCAUCUUACUAUGUAGCUUUAAGUUCAGAUAAUUCGUGGUAUUUGUUCACAGAAAAAUGGAUAAAAACUGUUUACAAGACAGGUCUACCUGCUGUCGCUUCUAUUGAAGGGGGCGCGCUACCUAGAGAAACCCUGAAGCAGCUCCUCCUGCGUGAAGAGUUGAUGUGGGAUAAAGUUGCAAAAUCAGAAUAUGGCUCUUUGUUAAGCAUGGAUGGUUCUUUAGACACAUGGUCGUGGAGUCUCAAUGUUCCUGUGCUUAAUAGCCUUUCAGAAGACGAUGAGGUAGAACGAUUCUCCCAGGAACAUCGAGAUGCUGUAGAAUGCUACAAGCAACAGAGGAGGAAGGUUUCACAUUUGAAGAAAACAAUAAGGAGUACUAAGGGUUUCAAAGAAUUCCAAAAGAUCAUCGACAUAAGAAAUUUUACAAAAGAGAAGAUUGAGCGUUUGGAAGCUAGAUCCCGUCGCUUGACUCGACGGAUAAGACAAAUUGAACCGACCGGUUGGAAAGAAUUUCUCCAGAUUAGCAAAGUCAUACAAGAGGCUAGAGCAUUAGAUAUCAAUACUCAGGUAAUCUAUCCUUUGGGUGAGACGGCAGCGGCUAUACGAGGGGAAAACGAGCUCUGGCUUGCUAUGGUUCUAAGGAACAAGGUUCUCUUGGAUCUAAAGCCAUCUCAACUGGCAGCAGUUUGUGGAAGUUUAGUCUCGGAAGGGAUCAAAUUUCGUCCUUGGAAAAAUAGCAGCUAUGUAUAUGAACCUUCUUCUGUUGUUAUUGGUGUUAUAAGUUAUUUAGAAGAGCAGAGAAAUUCACUAAUUGAUCUCCAAGAGAGACAUGGUGUUAAGAUACCUUGCGAAAUAGAUGCCCAGUUUGCUGGGAUGGUUGAAGCCUGGGCUUCGGGGUUGACCUGGAGGGAGAUAAUGAUGGACUCUGCAAUGGACGAUGGAGAUUUAGCCCGUCUACUCAGGCGCUCAAUAGAUUUACUAGCUCAGAUUCCAAAACUUCCAGACAUUGAUCCAGUUCUCCAAAAGAAUGCACAAAUUGCUUGCAGCGUCAUGGACCGAGUACCGAUUAGUGAGCUUGCCGGUUGAAAGCCCAAAACCUGUAAGUACUACUAACAGAGGGUUUGCCCGGCUGCUUAUUUUACAAUUGUUAUAGGUAGCGAAUUCUUUGUUGUACCAUGAAAAAUAGUUACCAGUUGUCACAAUGAAAUCCAAGAGCAGUUCAUCUCCCACUGGCUAAACAUGCUUUUCAAGAAGAUCAACAACUACAGUGAUUGAUUCAAGGAACCAGAAUUCAGAAUGAUGAAAGAGACAAAUGGCAUCACAUCUAAGGUUCAUAGGAUUGUUCAUUCAAAAAGUUCUCACUGCCAACUCCAGAAUUUCCAACCACCUGACCCAAUCAAUAGGAUAUGGAGAUCAAAGCGCAGCAACAAGCUCUAGGUUUUCUCACGGCUUCUUCUAGAUGCCUGAACACCAGAGAUAUACUCAGAAUCAGAACUGCUGUGUCAAUGCACACUGUAGCACUUUCGUUCGUAUUUGACAAAUGUUGUCCAAUCAUGGACUAACUAGGCUCAAAAGAUUUGUCUCGUAAAUUACAGACAAAUUGUGCAAUUAGUUAUUAUUUUUAUAUAUAUUUAAUGCUC